CCCAUAUAAGGAUGCUCGACGUGUUAUUUUUAAGUGCACUCGAAAAUCCCUAUAAAAACGACGCCUCGCGUCAUUAGCACACUCGUUUAUAACCUCGCUUAGCGUCGAGUCCUUUCAUUUUUUUAGAGUCGCUGUGCCAUCAAUAAACCGAUAGAAACAUGUGUGACGACGAUGUAGCGGCUCUUGUCGUCGAUAAUGGCUCGGGAAUGUGCAAAGCCGGUUUCGCCGGUGAUGACGCCCCACGUGCGGUAUUCCCCUCAAUCGUAGGUCGCCCUAGACAUCAGGGUGUCAUGGUAGGUAUGGGUCAAAAAGAUUCCUACGUAGGAGAUGAAGCUCAAAGCAAAAGAGGUAUCCUCACGUUGAAAUAUCCUAUCGAGCACGGUAUCAUCACCAACUGGGACGAUAUGGAAAAGAUCUGGCAUCACACCUUUUACAAUGAACUUAGAGUAGCUCCCGAAGAACAUCCUAUUCUAUUGACAGAAGCUCCUCUUAAUCCGAAAGCUAAUAGAGAAAAAAUGACUCAGAUAAUGUUUGAAACUUUCAAUACGCCCGCUAUGUACGUUGCAAUUCAAGCUGUAUUGUCGCUUUACGCUUCUGGUCGUACGACUGGUAUCGUACUUGAUUCUGGGGAUGGUGUUUCCCAUACCGUACCAAUCUAUGAAGGUUACGCUCUUCCUCACGCUAUACUUCGUUUAGACUUGGCUGGUAGAGAUUUAACCGACUAUCUUAUGAAAAUCUUAACUGAAAGAGGAUACUCCUUCACCACUACUGCCGAAAGAGAAAUUGUUCGUGAUAUUAAAGAAAAGUUGUGCUACGUAGCUUUAGAUUUCGAACAGGAAAUGGCUACUGCCGCAAGUUCUACCUCAUUAGAAAAGAGUUACGAGCUUCCUGAUGGUCAAGUUAUUACCAUUGGUAACGAAAGAUUCCGUUGUCCGGAAGCUUUAUUCCAGCCUUCAUUCUUGGGUAUGGAAUCUUGUGGUAUCCACGAAACCGUCUACAAUUCGAUAAUGAAGUGCGAUGUUGACAUACGUAAGGACUUGUACGCUAACACUGUACUCUCUGGAGGUACCACCAUGUACCCAGGUAUUGCUGACCGUAUGCAAAAAGAAAUCACCGCCUUGGCUCCGUCAACAAUCAAAAUCAAGAUCAUUGCUCCACCUGAAAGGAAAUACUCUGUAUGGAUCGGUGGUUCCAUCUUGGCAUCACUAUCCACCUUCCAACAGAUGUGGAUCUCCAAACAAGAGUACGACGAAUCCGGCCCAGGAAUUGUUCACCGCAAAUGCUUCUAAACCACUUAUUGCAAUAUUGUUUGUGUAUUUAUUAAGUACAAUACUGGAAAUGGUGUUACUUGUUUUCAUAUGUUAAUUCACCGGUAUCUUGAGGAAGCAAUUUGUUGUAAUUAAAGAUUAUAUUUUGUUAAAAACAUAUUUUAUACUUUAUUUUAUUGUCCAAUUAUUAAAAAUUUUUAAUUUAAAUAUGAAACAUCUAUGUUUAGAAUUAUAUAGAAAGUGAAUAGAUCAGUAUUGUACUAAAUGAAUAUUCAUAUUUUUAUAAAAAAUAUUAUCCUUGAGAGGCCUUACAUCCUAGAAGACUGUUUCAAACCUUCAAGAAACUUGUAAAAUCUGAAUCACUACACUGUUUUUGUAACUUGAAUUUCAAAACGUAUAUCAAAAUUGUAAUAAUUAAUUAUUAUUUAAUGUAAUUCUAACCUACUCUUGAUAGUAAUUAGGCAUUUGAAAUCUAAUCCAAAAAUUGGUUGUUUAUAUUUUAUAUGAAUAUUUAUAGUAGUAGGUGUAAAGAUUUCAAUUGCAAAAAGUUACCUGUACUGUUUAGAAUAAAUUAAUAUUCCAAAAUAAAGUUUUGUUAUAUAGUGA
Diorhabda carinulata is the source of this 1874-nucleotide messenger RNA. Its product is annotated as actin, muscle. Gene Ontology annotation, biological process: mitotic cytokinesis. The record is from RefSeq and is a predicted model, not a curated record. The transcript is spliced from 3 exons. The coding region runs from base 159 to 1289 and encodes 376 amino acids. Lineage: Eukaryota; Metazoa; Arthropoda; Insecta; Coleoptera; Chrysomelidae.